AUGGCGCGGCAUUCGACACCGUUGGCCGAUGGCGGCUAUCAGCAGCUUCCGGCGACACCGGGAUCGCCAUUGGCGGCGGGCGUACCGAUCCCUCCACUUCCGUCGGGGACGCUGUUCGCUACCAAAAACAACACGAAAGUCACCGCACAACGGGGCGGCACGGCGCUGCUGCCGUGCACCGUACUCAGCCAGCCGGCCGCCACGGUAUCGUGGAUCCGCCGACAGGACUUUCAGCUGCUCACCGUGGGGCUGUCGACGUACAGUAGCGAUGAGCGGUUUAUGGUGGCACAUUUACGGCACUGGGGCCUCUGGGCGUUGCGGAUCAAAUCGGUGCGCGCCGAGGACGAAGGCGUCUACGAGUGUCAGCUGUCCGUGCAUCCCGUGCAGUCCGUGUUUGUCGAGCUUAAAGUAGUAGAGGCGGAAGCCGAAAUCGUUGGCGCACCGGAUCUGCACAUCGACGAGGGCUCCACGUUGAGGUUGGAGUGCAAAUUACAACGUGCCACAGAGAAUCCCACGUUCGUGUUCUG
Anopheles bellator is the source of this 527-nucleotide messenger RNA. Its product is annotated as muscle, skeletal receptor tyrosine protein kinase-like. The transcript is spliced from 3 exons. NCBI's taxonomy places the organism in Eukaryota, Metazoa, Arthropoda, Insecta, Diptera, Culicidae. The record is from RefSeq and is a predicted model, not a curated record. Gene Ontology annotation, biological process: synapse organization. The annotation marks the transcript as partial. Gene Ontology annotation, cellular component: neuron projection membrane.